AUGUUUUUCACCGAUGGAAUGGGUUUUGGUGGUGGAGGUCGACAGAGCAGCGGCCCUGUUGACACUCAACUGUACGAUCUCCUUAGGGUCUCCCCGACGGCUUCUCAGGAUGAGAUUAAAAAGGUAAUUUUUUAGGUAUUUUUUUACGAAAUUUAGGUAGUUUGGGCAUAUAAAUCAUGAUUAACUUAUAGUAAAGGGAGUUUUAGAGUUUGUGGUUGUUUUUUAUUUUGAAUAUUUUUAGAUAUCAAAAUGUGUAUAUGAAAGGUACUAUUUUAUAAAAAUAACUUUAUAAAUUCUUUUUUUUUGUUCGGAAUAGUUCUAUCUUUAUUUCAGUCUUAUCGAAAGCUCGCCAAAGAAUAUCAUCCUGACAAGAACCCUAACCACGGUGACAAGUUCAAAGAAAUAAGUGCUGCUUAUGAAAUUCUUUCCGACCCUCGAAAACGUGAAAUCUACGAUCAAGCCGGGUUAGAUGGAUUAGAAGGCGGCGGUGGUGGUGGUGGAUUCGGUGAAGAUAUCUUCAGCAUGUUCGGUGGUGGCGGAGGCAUCUUCAGCCAAAUGUUCGGCGGUGGACGAGGCGGCCGACGUCAACAAAGAAUGAAAGGUGAAGAUACUAUUCAGCCUCUGCAUGUGUCGCUUGAAGAUUUAUAUAAAGGCAAAACUACUAAGCUACAGCUAACUAAGAAGGUCAUCUGUGAUUCUUGUGAAGGGUAAGAGCUGAAGUUCCGUUUUACCUUCUAGGUUUUGUUUUAAUUCGGUAUUGUAUAAUAUUUUCUUUUAAACAAUAUUCAUGUUUUAAAUUUAGAAAAGGUGGAAAGGAUGGUGCUUGUCAAUCUUGUACUAAAUGUCAUGGCCAAGGUCGUGUCUUGGUCACACGCCAAAUUGGGCCAGGUAUGAUUCAACAGAUGCAAAGCAAAUGUCCCGCUUGUAAUGGUGAAGGCGAAAUCAUUAAUGAGAAGGACAGGUGCAAAAAGUGUGUUGGAAAGAAGACGGUUCAAGAUCAGAAGAUUAUUGAAGUCAACAUUACUCCUGGCAUGCGAGAAAACCAAAAGAUUGUGUUCUACAACGAAGGUGAUCAAGAAGUAAGUUUUAAAAUAAAAAAUGAUUGUUUUAUAGGUAUUUUUGUGUGCAAAUUUAUACAUAAUUAGAAAGAGUACUUUGAUAAAAAUUUUGUUUUAGCCAGGAAUCGAGGCUGGUGAUGUUAUUCUUGUUGUCAAAACUAAGCAACACCCAGAAUUCCAACGACGAGGCGAUGAUUUGUGGAUGAGGAAAACGAUAAGCUUGAACGAAGCUUUGUGUGGAUACCAGGCGGUCGUCGACCAACUCGACGGACGUAAAAUACUGAUUAAAACCAAACCAGGAGAAGUUCUUAAGCCAGGCAAGUACUUUUUUUCAAUGUUGACAUGAAUAUUUUAUAUAUGCUUUUGGGAUCAAAAUAUAAUAAUCUAUUGCUAUAUGUAACAAUUUUGUUUUUAGAAUGUAUACGGGCAGUUAAAGGAGAGGGUAUGCCAAACAAGGAUAACAGUGGACAUGGCAGUUUGUAUGUGGUAUUCACCGUUGUUUUCCCAGAGAAUCACUUCCUUCCAGAAGAAAGUUAUAAGGUGAGGAGUCGUUAAUCAUAUAGAAAAUGUUAAUUGCCAGGUUUUUUGAAAUAAUAACCUUUAAAUUUUAGCAACUGGAAGCCUUAUUACCUAAACGGCCACAACCUCCAAUUACCGUCACUCCAGACAUUGAAGAAGUGUCGUUGAGCGAAUUCGACGAAGCUCGUUACGAAAGCGGUGGCGGCCGACGAGAAGCCUACCACGACGACGAUGACAGUGACGACGAGAUGCACGGUGGAGGUGGUCAACGAGUGCAGUGUGCCUCGCAGUAA
Messenger RNA from Bursaphelenchus okinawaensis, 1870 nucleotides. Lineage: Eukaryota; Metazoa; Nematoda; Chromadorea; Rhabditida; Aphelenchoididae. The record is from the annotation of a GenBank genome assembly.